Vigna unguiculata (cowpea) is the source of this 1719-nucleotide messenger RNA. Its product is annotated as putative flavin-containing monooxygenase 1. The record is from RefSeq and is a predicted model, not a curated record. Gene Ontology annotation, molecular function: flavin adenine dinucleotide binding; N,N-dimethylaniline monooxygenase activity; NADP binding. Lineage: Eukaryota; Viridiplantae; Streptophyta; Magnoliopsida; Fabales; Fabaceae.
UAUAGUUGUAAAGCAUUUCCCUGAAUCUUUGAGCAUUGCAAAAAUGGAAAGAAGAGUUGCAAUUAUUGGGGCAGGAACCAGUGGCCUUGUGGCGUGCAAAUACCUUCUAGAGUUUGGAUUUCACCCAACUGUGUUCGAAGCUGACGAUGGCGUCGGAGGGCUAUGGAGGCACACUAUGGACUCCACCAAGCUCCAGAGCAAUAAGCAAGCAUACCAGUUCAUGGAUUUUCCAUGGCCUUCUUCGGUAAAAGAAGAUAAUCCAAAUCACAACCAAAUGGUAGAUUAUCUUAACUCCUAUGCUCAACAUUUUUCCCUCAUUCCUCACAUCAGAUUCAACUCCAAAGUCAUUCAUAUAGAUUAUGUUGGUGGAGAAUCUGCUGAACAAAUGAAGUCAUGGGAACUGUGGGGUGGUAAUGGCACACCCUUUGCCUCCAAGGGAACUUGGCAUAUUUCUGUGCAACAUACCAAGAAUUUAUCCCUAGAGGUACACAAGGCUGAGUUUGUUGUUCUUUGCAUUGGAAAAUACAGUGGUCUUCCAAACAUUCCUGAAUACCCACAGGGACAAGGACCAGAAGUUUUCAAUGGCAAAGUUAUGCACUCCAUGGACUACUCCAAUCUGGACAAUGACACUGCUGCUGAAUUGAUCAAAGGAAAAAGAGUCACAAUAAUAGGCUCUCAAAAAUCUGCUAUGGAUCUUGCAGCUGAAUGUGCAAAUGCAAAUGGAGUCAUGCAUCCUUGCACAAUUAUCCAAAGAACUGCAUACUGGUUUUUUCCAGAUUUCAACAGUUGGGGACUCAUUGUUGGAUUCUUAUUUUUCAACCGCUUUGCAGAGCUUCUUGUUCACAAGCCAGGAGAACCCUUCCUUCUUGGCCUUCUGGCCACUUUACUUUCACCAUUGAGAUGGGGAAUUGGUAAAGUAUUAGAAAACAUUCUUAAAUGGAAGUUGCCAUUGAAGAAGUAUGGACUUGUACCUAGUCACAGCUUUCUUCAUGACCUCUCCUCAUGUCUGCUUGGAGUAUUUCCUGAUAAUUUCUUUGACAAAUUAAAUGAAGGAAGCAUUGUAAUAAAGAAUUCACAAAGCUUUAGCUUCUGCAGAGAAGGUUUAAUGAUUGCCGGAGAAGCCAAACCCUUAGAAACUGAUAUAGUCAUUUUUGCCACUGGAUUCAAAGGUGACGAGAAAAUCAAAAACAUAUUCAAAUCCCCAAUUUUUCAAAAUCACAUCCUUGAUCCAGCAACUUCCACAGUUCCUCUCUACAGACACAUGAUUCAUCCUCGGAUUCCUGAGUUGGCAAUAAUAGGAUAUGCAGAUAGUGCAUCUAAUAUUUUUGCGUCGGAAAUGAAGAGUUUAUGGGUGGCAAAUUUCUUGGAUGGAAACGUUGAAGUGCCAAGUAUAAGAGAAAUGGAGAAGGAGGUGAAACUGUGGGAAGAUAACAUGAAGCGAUAUGAAGGAACAUAUUUUUUGAAAUCAUGCUUUGCUCAUUUUAGCAUUUGGUAUCACGAUCAACUUUGCAAAGACAUGAAGCAUAAUCCCAAAAGAAAGAAUGGUUUUUUUGCAGAAUUGUUUGAACCAUAUGGUCAAGCUGAUUAUGUUGGUCUUACUCGUAAGUAAGUGAGAAUUUGAAAGGAUUGUAUGAUUUCUUUUUUUGGAUGUUGCAUCUCUUCCAUAAUCACGAUUUGUAUGACCCUUUGAUUCCUCAACUUGUACGUUAAUUUCUUUAA